Drosophila pseudoobscura is the source of this 640-nucleotide messenger RNA. Its product is annotated as pupal cuticle protein Edg-84A-like. Lineage: Eukaryota; Metazoa; Arthropoda; Insecta; Diptera; Drosophilidae. The transcript has 2 exons. The coding region runs from base 143 to 550 and encodes 135 amino acids. The record is from RefSeq and is a predicted model, not a curated record.
CCGAAGCUGGUGGCUGGUCGCCACUGUUUGAGCCCUUAGCAGGGGCUGGCGACUGCUAUAAAAGCUCUUCGUGCAGAUCCCAACAGCAUCAGUCAUCUCUCUGAGUUUCCCCCAAAAACAACCACCCAAAAACCGACUAAAAAUGUUCAAAUUCGUUGCCAUCGUUGCCCUCCUCGUCGCCUCUGUGAGCGCUGGCCUGAUCGAGACCCACCAUGUGGUCCAUGAGCCCGUCCUCGCCAAGGUUGGAACCGUGGUGCACUCUGCACCCUCGGCUGUCUCCCAUCAGAGCAUCACCCAGGUGCACAGCAAGUCAUACAUCCAGCCCGUGGUUGCUCCCGUCCUGAAGACCACCAUCCACUCUUCUCCCGCCGUGGCUGUACAUGCUGCUCCCGUCGUUCACUCCGUGCCCGUUGUCCACCACGCUGCUCCUGUCGUCCACACCGUUCACGCUGCUCCUGUGGUCCACUCUGUGCCUGUUGUGCACUCUGCUCCCCUCCUCAAGACUGUUGUGCAUCAUGCUGCCCCCCUGGCCUACACCCUGCAUCAUUAGAAUCUAAAUUAUUGUUUUUUUUUUUUUUUUUUGUUAACUACUAAAUGAGAAAACUAAAUAAAUCUACUGAAAGUAUUAUUCAUCCUUAAA